This is a messenger RNA of Brassica rapa (field mustard), 3217 nucleotides long. Its product is annotated as protein RALF-like 32. Lineage: Eukaryota; Viridiplantae; Streptophyta; Magnoliopsida; Brassicales; Brassicaceae. Gene Ontology annotation, cellular component: plasmodesma. The record is from RefSeq and is a predicted model, not a curated record. Gene Ontology annotation, biological process: calcium-mediated signaling.
UAUUUAUGUUUUCAUUAAUAUUAUCUAUUUAACUAAUAAAUACGUUUAUUUAUAAAAUCAAGGCAUUUUACAAUUAAUAUUGAGGUAAAAGUAAGUGUAUAAAUUGCAUUGAAAUUGUAGAACGACACUUUUUAUGUAACAAAAAAAAACUAAUGUGACACUUAAUAUGAAACAGAGAGAAUAGUAGUUUACAAACCCCAAAAUUUUCAACUUUUACGUCAUUAUUUCUACAAUUUUGCAUAAUUACUAAUUAAAACUUCAGCCAAUCAUAACAAUAGUUAUAACUUUUUGCAAGAUUUUUUAAUGCAUAACCUUUUGCAAGAUCUUACCAAAUACAAAUGUAGUAUUCAAUUUUGCAGAUUUUUUUCAUAUAAUUAAGAAGUUAUGAUUAUGCGUAUUUUAUCCACUUAUAUAAGAUUCCACAGUGUGAUCAUUUGAAAGCAUAAUGUUUCCAGCCCUCAUAUGGUGGCACAUGUUAGGAUCUAGGGCUCUCGGUCUUUGACCUGGACUAUUCUCUGAAAUUAGCGGUUAAAGAAGUCCUGCAAAUCCAAAACGAAAGAGGAUUGGAUAAGUAUUUGGAAUUACCGAAAAACUUCGGGAAGAAAAAAAUAGACCUAAUUACUUCUAUAGUGGAGUGGAUCAAGAAAAAUGCAGUUAGCUGGUCAACAAGACGUCUUUCCCUAGCCGGGAAGUUAGAAUUAUGCUGAAAAGUGUACUCUCGGCAAUCCCAUCUCACGCUAUGACUUGUUUUAAACUGCCUAAGUCCCUUAUUAAGAGGAUCCAGUCAGCGAUGACAAGGUUUUAUUGGGAUGAUCGCUUAGGCACAAAAAGAUGGCUUGGAGUUCUUGGACAAAACUAACUCAGCCGAAGAGUAAAGGAGGUCUCGAAUUUCUGGAUUUCGACUGCUUUAAUGAGGCUUUCUUGGCUAAACUGGCAUGGGGACUGAGCAACAAUCCGGACAUCCUCUUAGGCCGAAUAGAGGGUCAGAAUGUAAUGGCUGGAAAGGAGUUUUAAUAGGUAUAUAGCUCUUGAAGAAAAACACACAGGGUGGCUAAUAGGUGAUGGCAAUGCAGCGGACUUAUGGUCUGAGCCUUGGCUGAGCAGCUCUAGCUGUGAAUUGCUGGUUGGACCACCUACUGAGCAAACGUCAGCGUUUAAGGUUUCAAGCCUCAUGCACCUCGACACUACUGAGUGGGAUGAAGAAAAGAUAAGGCUUAUUUGUCCAGCUCAUGAAGAUUAAAUCCUGAAAAUUCGUCGUAGUCUUUCCGAUGCUCCAGAUAGACGCUGCUGGAUGGGAACAAAAACAUGGGAAUACAUAGUACGGUCCAGAUAUAUCACUACAGUCUCUGAAAAUAUCGUAGAAGAAUUGGAAGAAAAAACAAUCAACUGAAACCAACAAGUAUGGAGCCUUAAAACUGCACCUAAGGUUAAAAUGCUCGUGUGGAAGGCUCUAAAGAGAACUCUAACAGUGGGGACAAGAUUAGAGGAUAGGCACAUCGAUGCUGAUCCAAAAUGUAAACGAUGCGGUAGUCCCGAAUCUAUCAAUCACCUAUUUGUUCACUGCCAAUAUGCUCAAGACGUUUGGCGCACAGCCCUUUUUGUUGUUGGUUCUGAUAAUAGUGGAUUGGGUAGAUUUUGGUAGUUUUCUGGUCCAAUGUGGUUUCCUUACCUUGUUUACCACCCACGGGUAUUUCUACAUGUUAUCUGGCACCGGCGAUUGUAUGGCAGUUUUGGACGGCCCGAAGAAAACUUGUCUUCGAAGAAUUUCCACUGACCGGGUAUACCAAAAAAGAAGAUUGAUGUUCCUGUUCAGAUGUUGGCAUCAAUGGUACUAAGAACUGAUGCAGCUUGGCGCCCUGGAUCGUUGUCGGCUGAAUUAGAAUGGACCAUCACAAGACAGAAAAAAGUGCUACAAUUUGCGAUACUGGAGCAACAUGUGUUUUCACCUCUGAUGGGAGAAGACUUGGCACUAAGAUCAACUCUUCUAAAAUGCAAAGACUUGGGUAUCCGAAACUUGAAAUGUGAAGCUGAUUCAUCUUUUCUUAUCAAUAGCAUCAAGAAUGGAAACACUCUACUAGAGUUGUGUGGAGUGGUGGCAGAUAUUCUCUGCACUGCAAACUAUUUUGAAUUUAUCUCUUUUGGUUGGAUCUCUAGGAAAGAUAACAGUGCAAUUGAUAUGCUUGCAAAACAUGUAUUGAAUGUGUCUAGUGAAGAUUUCGCUCUUACUUUUUUUUAUUUUAAUGAAAGUUGUGUUUCAAAAAAAAAUAUCCUAUCACAAAAUUCCCUAUAUUCAUAUUCGUGAUUAGAUUUCUUUAUACAUGUGGUGUUUACAUUGUCAUAUAGUACCUUUUAUUUUGUCUCUACUGAGAAAAGUGUGUCCACUAAUAAUCCGGAUUCAAACUUUUUAAACAAAAAACAUUAUAAGAUACAAGAAAAACAAGAGAUGCAUAAGUCUGAAUAAUUAUAACAUAUGCAUAGAGAUACACUGAUCCGACAUAAAUAAUACUUGGUACUCAAUUAAGUAAAGCAGUGUGUUAGGUGAAGUGCGGUCCCUCACCAGUGCUACUCCCACUAAGUUUUAUCUUGAAAUACUAUUUAUGAAGAAUAGUCCCAAUGUGGCAUUCCAUGCUUAUUUAGUACUCAUAUAAGCCAAGAUCCGCCUGCAGGGUUCACUCUCUUCUCUAUUCAAAGAAAUGGAGACACAACCUUUAAAGAUCUUUUUGACCAUUACCAUCAUCUUCCUCUACCUUCUUGGACACGUCAUGUCCAAGGAAUCAUCAUCACCAUCACGAUCUCUGUGCAAUGGUUCGGUGCGAGAGUGCAGCAGCUUGGAGGAGACUGAGGAAAGGACGGUGAUAAUGGAGUCAUGGUCAAGCCAGAGACUGACGGAGGAGCAGACGCAGACGCUUUCAUACAAAGCUUUGAGGAGGAAUCAGCCUGCUUGCGACGGUGGCAACCGCGGCGAGUCUUACUCCAACAGAUGUCUUCCUCCGCCGUCUAAUCCUUACAGUAGAGGCUGCUCUAAGCACUACCGUUGCAGGGGUGAUUCUUGACCACUCACCAUCAUUAUGAUGACUCUUUAUGUUCUUUUAAUCUGAUGUUUGUCAGUUUGAAUCGUUUUGGUUUCAAGUGUAAUUUAAGAAAUUGGGGUUUCCUUUGUUAGAUAAAAGUAAAUGUUGGGUGAAAAAACAAAUUUCUGAUUUAAGAUUUUGCCAUA